CAAAACUAAAAGCUUUACAAGUUUGUCCUCUUCACGGGGUCCUUCAUUCUUGCACUUUUUUGUUGUUGCCGUAUGUGUGUAUUAUAUCAUUGUCAUGGCAUGUAGUCCUUGAGAUUAAAAGCAGUUCCUAUCUCGCCUCUCUUCACCGCACAACCAACCGACUCUUGGGGGGGGAGGAGAACACCCAGCCAGGGCUGUGCUCAACCGUGUUCGUCUGGUCCAGUCGGUCGACCAUGUCUCCCUCUUCGUCUCUCACGCAGGUCCAUCAACCUCGGGGCAGCGGCAGCGGCGGCACGCCUUCAUUUAACAAAUCUGCACGACUCCUCAGACCAACCACUCUCCCGAUCCCGGUGUUGUCGUCGUCGUCCAGCAGCGUCGCGAAACGAUAUGCCGUCGCUCACACCCUCGCCGUUCCCUUGUACUAUUACCUCCGAGCGUCGGCGUUGGUGGCCGACCCUCUCCCGACCUUGAUUACGGAUUUGAUCGUUGUCGGAGCUGCUCAGGCGAUAUUUUGCGCCUUGUGUUUGCCCAGUGCAGGUACUUGGGUCAGUGGCACCACGGGAGGAAAAAUAAUUGAAGGGACUGCUACGACGACCACGUCAACAACGACAAAGACAUCAAAGGGUUCCUCUGCCGCAGGAGGAAGUAUGAGAAAGAAAGGUGGUCACGGUGGUGGUGGUGGUGGUGGUGGGAAGAUUAGCACGAGUAAGGGCGGCUUUGGAGACGGUGGUGCAGCAGGUGGGAAUAUAUCGUCUAGAAUCAUGCCAACUCUAUUCUCCUUGAUAUUGACACUCACACUCCCACCUCUACCUCUGACGGUCAUGGCCUUGGUCCUGGGAGCUCCCUUGUACCCGACUUCACUCAUCCCUCACACCGCCGUCCUGGCCCUACACGUGUCGAUGCUGGGGUUCUUGCCGAUCUUCUACACCCACGGCGUCUCGAGCGCGGCGUGGCGCGACGUCGCGGCCGCUUGGUUGCCCUUCGACGAGGCCGGGGUCUGGGCCGGCACGGUGGGUGCCUUGGUUGGUGGGUGGGUAGGUGCGGUGCCCAUGGCCCUGGACUGGGACCGAGACUGGCAAAAGUGGCCUUGCACCGUGCUCUGGGGGUGCGUGUUGGGAUGGGUGAUUGGGCGGGUUUUGACGGGUGUGCUUGGGUUCGGGGUGGGAGAGAGGAUAAAUUUGAGUGAGACUCAAGGAGCAGAAGAGGUGGAAGUGGCGACGACAGACACAAAAAGAGAGUGAUGGAGAAUGUCCAGGCACGGAGGAAGAUGUGUACAGUCUCAAGUCUACAAUUUUUGUACACGUACGAAUCGUUCACGCAUUAACACCAUGUCCGUGUGAGGGUGUUGACCGGCAUGGAUUCGACAUACAGCCCGUUGAGAACCACUGCCCUCGUUGCACGAAUCGACUGGUCGAUGAGUGUACCACACCAACGGUUUCGAUGCCCCGACAAACCCAUCGACUUUUUCCGAGUCGACAGGUCAAAUGAUGGUUCUAGGCGUCUUGGGUUCAAGAUACAAUACACAAUACCGCUCGACUCCCCACGGAAAGUACGGAUCGGCGCUCAGUUUCGCGUCCACGUUCGACCAAGCGGAAAGAGUCGAGACGCGCUCGAGGGCUGUUUGGUCAGUUGGCUACAGCCACACUCCUGGUGUAUGCGGUUCCUUCGAGUCAUCAACCAACGAUCCGGAUUUCGAGAGAGUUCUUCACAUGACCGGGUGGGUCGGUCGGGACAGACAGAUAGGAUACAAACCCCCCCAGGACAAUUUUGAUUUUCUUUUUCGACCUUCACCCCUCCGAGUCGAGGUGAGCGACUGAUGGAAAUGAGAGUACCUCCUGAGGAAUCAAAAGACUCGAGUUUUGGAGACCCGAUCCAAAAGAAGUCGGG
Exophiala oligosperma is the source of this 1887-nucleotide messenger RNA. RefSeq lists its product as uncharacterized. NCBI's taxonomy places the organism in Eukaryota, Fungi, Ascomycota, Eurotiomycetes, Chaetothyriales, Herpotrichiellaceae. The record is from RefSeq and is a predicted model, not a curated record. The transcript is spliced from 2 exons. Bases 234 to 1241 code for a protein of 335 amino acids. Gene Ontology annotation, cellular component: endoplasmic reticulum membrane. Gene Ontology annotation, biological process: GPI anchor biosynthetic process.